CUGAACCAAAUUCGGAACCCUGAUUCCUGAAUUCCCAUUUGUCUAGCGCGCAGACGGCAGACCAUACUUACUCAACCCAGCCAUGUUCAUGGAACAACUCGUGUAACGUUCACUUCACCUGGUGCACCACAAUUCCCAUUGAUAUUUCAAAGCCGCCACAGCUGGUAUCCACCCGCUACAGGAUCCAUUCCGACUGAGGCAGCUGGCAUAUUGAAAGGAUUUCAUGGCAGGCCCGUCUUUGGGUCGUGUGAAGCUCACUGAUCUAGUACCCUCUGAAGGUCUUCCUUCUGAUUCUUAUAAAUUAUCAGUCUCGACUUUGUCACAGUCACUAGCUCAAUAUUCUGCUGCCAUCAUCCAGUUUCCUGCAAGUGAUGGGGCUCUUUUAAGAUCUGGAUUGGAUUCUGCUCGCCUAUACUUUCACCAAAGAGCAUCAUGCCCAGCUGCGGAUAUGAUGCAUACCAAUGACUCUCGUGAGUGGUGCAAGACGUCUGGUUACAAUGCAGAUCCUCAGCUGUGGCUAGAAACUUAUGAUUACCGGCCAGGCCUUACUCCUAAUGAGCCCAACAAUGUAAUGGAUCUCCCUCCAGCUGGUUUGCCAGACGUAUUUGCUCUGCUUGGAAAGGCAGCUCGGGAUAUUCUGGAUGCCAUCAGCUUCUAUUUGAACUUGCGCAGCUCUCCAUUUACUGAGAUACUAGAUAAUGUUCCCCUGAGAAAUCGGGAAAUUUCAUCUUCGGUAUUGUCUGUUUGCUGUCAUGCGAGGACAUCAUUUCAGGGAGCACAACACCAUAAUUUAGCAACCCAAGAGGAUGGCCAGUUGGUUAUUUUUCCUGACCACGAGCACCAAGUUGAUAAAAGCUUGUUAUCUCUUGUUAAAUCAGAUAAGGCAGGUUUACAUAUAAGAGAUUUUCAUGGCCGAUGGAUUCUAGUGGAUGGAGAUCUUGGUCCUCAAGAAGCCAUUGUUUAUCCUGGGCUUGCACUUUAUCAGGCAACAGCAGGCUAUGUCAACCCUGCGUUGUACAGAACAGAGAUUAAUAGCAUCCAGGGAAACAUGUAUGGACGAUGUUCUUUGGCUUUCAAACUCAUGCCCAGAUCCAUGACCAGUCUCAGUUGCUCAGAGAUGAGAGCAGCUGGUCACGGGGUUGAAGCUCAGUUCCAGCUUCCAGUAUCGGUGGAUGACUUCAUGCAGAGAUCCCACCCAACUGAUCAGCUCUUCAACAGGCAGAAUAUCCCGUGUUUCAAUUUUCCCGCAGCCCAAGAUGGAUCUAUGAAGCCCUUGAUGAGGAGGAGGAAGAAUGAUUCGAGAAGCAAACCUUUGCCACCUUCCAAGAGGUUACGGCUUGAGGCUCAGAGAGUUCUGAAGGAGAGGGUUCAGGAUAUUGCUGAUAAGAAGGGGAUCAAGCUGAGGUUUUGUAACCUGAAGGAAUGUGAAAGUCAUGUUCACACGCUAGAUAGCCCAUGUGCCAAUAUAAGAAUGGAGAUCGCGUGGCCACCUGGAGUACCAUUUGUUCAUCCCCAUGAUCUACCUAAUAAGGCAAAGAUUGGUUUCCUUGAAGCAUACGAACCUGGUUGGACAGCUACUCAUGAUAUGGAGUUAAGUCUUACUGAACCUGGACAGGCCAGUCAACGCUCGGCUAAUUGUAACUGAAUCAAUGUCCAUAGUUUCAAAUUUGUGGCCACCUUUGAUCAGCUUGUGAGUAGAUGGUUUGCAGGAACUGUUCCCUAGUUUCCCCAUUCUGUUGAACUUUGCCCGUGAUUGCUUUGCUUGAAUCUUAUUCCAAUCCAUCCUGGGUUGUGCUGCUGCUUCUCAUUGCAAGUUUAACUCAAGACGAGGAAGACAUAAAAGGCAUCAUCCAUAAUCCUGUGAUAGAUAUCUGUAAAUAUGUAUUUUUGAGGAGAGGUUGGCGUUGUUAUGAAGGGCCAAUCUCAAGAGAGAGUGCCCUAUUUAUGAUGGAACGGUCUACAACUGAUCUGUCGAAAAGGAAUGAAUAAGGAGGGAAAAUGUGGCGGAUUUGUUUUCAUUUGGAAAGCAACCUUCUUAUCAUUGUAUUUUCAUCCGACACAAAGAGAGUGAGAACGUACGUUGGAUGGAGCUAGUAGCAAUGUUGACGGUUGGUAAUCUUGUACAUUGUGCUUAAACCUAGGAUUCCUCCCAAUCCUAUUCUUUUUCUUCUUUUCCCAGUUACUUAGCAGGCAGACAGAGAGAGUGUGUGUGAGAGAGAGUGAGAGAGAGAGAGAGAGAGAGAGAGAGAGAGAGAAGACAUAUUAUGCAUUUGUUCGCUUUCUUCAA
Alnus glutinosa is the source of this 2287-nucleotide messenger RNA. RefSeq lists its product as uncharacterized. The record is from RefSeq and is a predicted model, not a curated record. The coding region runs from base 224 to 1645 and encodes 473 amino acids. NCBI's taxonomy places the organism in Eukaryota, Viridiplantae, Streptophyta, Magnoliopsida, Fagales, Betulaceae. The transcript has 4 exons.